UGCUGGCCCCCCUUUCUCGCCUGCCAGCUGCCAACAGCGCUCUGCCCUAUGUCUACCACACCUGUCACUGCCUAUCCUUGUCUGAGGGGAGGGGAGGGGGGGCAUUAGCCCCUCCUCAGCCUCCAGCAGAGCAGACAGUUAGUGGGGAGGGGAGGGAACAUGGAGCGGGGGCCGACGGUGGGGGCAGGGCUGGGGGCCGGGACCCGAGUCCGAGCACUGCUGGGAUGCCUGGUCAAGGUGCUGCUCUGGGUGGCCUCUGCCUUACUGUACUUUGGAAGUGAACAAGCCGCCCGCCUCCUGGGCAGCCCUUGCUUACGGCGCCUCUACCAUGCUUGGUUGGCAGCAGUGGUCAUCUUUGGGCCCCUCCUGCAGUUUCACGUUAACUCUCGGACGAUCUUCGCUAGCCACGGCAACUUCUUCAACAUAAAGUUUGUGAAUUCAGCCUGGGGCUGGACAUGCACCUUCCUGGGGGGCUUUGUGCUGCUGGUGGUGUUCCUGGCUACACGACGUGUAGCAGUGACUGCCAGGCACCUGAGCCGACUGGUGGUGGGGGCAGCUGUAUGGCGGGGGGCCGGACGUGCCUUCCUACUCAUCGAGGACCUGACGGGUUCCUGCUUCGAGCCUCUGCCCCAGGGCCUAUUGCUGCAUGAGCUGCCCGACCGCAAGAGUUGCCUGGCAGCCGGCCACCAGUGGAGGGGCUACACUGUCUCCUCCCACACCUUCCUCCUCACCUUCUGCUGCCUCCUCAUGGCUGAGGAAGCCGCUGUGUUUGCCAAGUACCUGGCCCAUGGGCUACCAGCUGGCGCCCCACUGCGUCUUGUUUUCCUACUCAACGUGCUGCUGCUGGGCCUCUGGAACUUCCUGCUGCUCUGCACGGUCAUCUAUUUCCAUCAAUAUACCCACAAGGUGGUGGGUGCGGCAGUAGGCACGUUUGCCUGGUACCUUACCUAUGGCAGCUGGUACCAUCAACCCUGGUCCCCUGGGAUCCCAGGCCACGGGCUCUUCCCUCGAUCCCGCUCAAUGCGCAAACAUAACUGAAAAAAAUAAAAGCAUACCAGGCCUGG
Molecule: messenger RNA, 1064 nt
Organism: Mus caroli (Ryukyu mouse)
Lineage: Eukaryota; Metazoa; Chordata; Mammalia; Rodentia; Muridae
Gene: Fitm1
Product: fat storage inducing transmembrane protein 1
Biological process (GO): lipid storage; phospholipid biosynthetic process; lipid droplet organization
Cellular component (GO): endoplasmic reticulum membrane
Molecular function (GO): coenzyme A diphosphatase activity
Source: RefSeq, a predicted model, not a curated record